Messenger RNA from Medioppia subpectinata, 761 nucleotides. The record is from the annotation of a GenBank genome assembly. NCBI's taxonomy places the organism in Eukaryota, Metazoa, Arthropoda, Arachnida, Sarcoptiformes, Oppiidae.
CAUUUGGUGUAAGCGUUGAAAUGAGUGCACGUUUUGCACAAUAAUUGUUGUCAUUAUUGGAUCAUUGAUUGCGUGAUUCAAACCCAUUGUUCACCACAAUUAGAUCCCCAGCGGAACCGAUGAGUGAUCCGUCGCCCACAGACUCCGGUCUCGGUAUUAACGAUCCAAUGAUUGAACACCAAUUGUCUCCAUUGUCUCCCUCGUCGUCCACCGGCGGUCACGCCAUCGCUCACCACAACGACCACACGGACCACAACGAAGACGAUGAGGAGUUUAUGGACGAGACGUUGGGCGAGAGGAUCGUGGGUUUGACCGAAAUGUUUCCGCAACCCGUCAGGAGUUGUGCUGUUUAUGUGACCAAAGGGUCGGUGAAUGGCGUGAAACAGUUGUAUGGAUUCAGUCGAUCGGCUCUUUGGGUUCUCUUCACGUCAGGUGUGGUUCUGUUGGCGCCGUUGGCUCUCGAGAUGGAAAGAUCACAAUUGGAUGAGUUGUCGAAACAACAACAGAGACAGAUCUUAUUGGGUCCGUCGGCGGCCAUCUCUGGCGGCGGUCACGGCUUACCAAUGCCUCCCAUAUCUCCGGCGCCGCGAUAAGCCAUUUAUUAGUUUACAAUUCAAUUACCGAUUUCUAGUUCUACUGAUUUAUUAGUCUUUUUUCAUUUAAUAUAUUGAUUAUAAUUAUAAUUGUUUUUUCAACAAAUAUCACAUAAAAUGAGCAAAAUUUUAAUAAAAAAGUGUCAUUAGUUUUUAAUUAAACUCUAA